Maniola jurtina (meadow brown) is the source of this 1524-nucleotide messenger RNA. RefSeq names its product trypsin zeta-like. The transcript has 8 exons. Lineage: Eukaryota; Metazoa; Arthropoda; Insecta; Lepidoptera; Nymphalidae. Gene Ontology annotation, biological process: proteolysis. The record is from RefSeq and is a predicted model, not a curated record. Gene Ontology annotation, molecular function: serine-type endopeptidase activity. The coding region runs from base 1 to 1524 and encodes 507 amino acids.
AUGGUAAUAAUCUUCGUUUUGAGCCUGGCCCUGUUCUCAGGUACUACAUCAGCGUUCCAAUGGGAAUCGCCCCUAUCAGACAUAGUGAUAGUACCUAACAUAACCACUAACGCAACUAUCUUGGAGCAGAACCCAUGGGUCGUGCAGGUAGAUAUGUACCACCCAUGGGGCGCGUGGUCUCAGAUAUGUGCUGCCAGUAUCCUCAACUCAAGAUAUGUCCUGUCUUCUGCUAGCUGCUUCUCUGGAUCGACUUAUUAUCGUCGUAUCCGCGCCGGAGCCAACUACCGGAACACCGACGGUACCAUCGUCUACAUAACCGCAGCUGCUAACUACGGUGGUCAAAUAACCAACGGCACCUUCCACGACAUAUCCGUCGUACUGUUGCAAGCGCCCCUGGUCUUCAGCCACCUCAUACGGCAAGGUCCCAUCGUUGCUCCGGGCACCUUCAUCCCUGCAGGCCUAGCACUCAACCAAAUUGGAUGGGGGUUACAAAAUAAUUCUCAUAUUGGGCUGAGCAGUGCCGCAGUCACUAUCUUCACAAGAUCGUCGAAUCAGACCCAACCGUCCAACACUACAGCACCCAUCCUCACAGCGUACCCCAGCGCUGGUGCCAAGUUCAACGGUGAUAUUGGUAGUCCCUGGGUCAUUGGCAACGUCACCGUUGGAAUACUAUCCGGGGUGAACUCAGCCGUGAAUGGAAGCUGGUCCGAUACCCUUAUCGCCGUUUCGCUGCAACAAAGAAUAUCAGAUAAAACUUUACAACCAUCGAUAGGUGUCCUUUCUUACCCUGAAAGGAUAGUGGGAGGGCAUCCCACUGCCAUAGAGAACUAUCCAUCCAUGGUGCAAGUGGAGUUGCUGAGCCAAGUGGCCGGCACCUGGUCGCAGGACUGUGCUGGAAGCAUCCUCACUUCCAGGUUCAUCUUGUCUGCUGCUCAGUGUUUUACUGGAUGGAACUUGGAAUUUCCAUACCGUCGCAUCCGAGCUGGUGCCACCUAUCGCAACUUAGGUGGCACCGUCGUCUACGUGGAUUCCACAGUCAAGCAUCCAACAUACGGCACCAACGGCUUAGAGGCAGAUGUCAGCGUCAUCAGACUGUUGGCCCCACUGACAUACAGCCCGACUAUCAGACAGGCUACUAUUGUAUAUGCUAAGUCAGAGAUUCCUGAUAAGACGAUGGUGGUGCUUGCUGGUUGGGGAAGAACUUCAGCAGCGGGUCCAAUCUCCACUGUACUUCGCGAUGUCUCGGUCUAUACCAUCAACAACGAACUGUGCGCUGAACGGUACUCCAAACUAGGGAUACCAAUAACUGUCACCCCAAACAUGAUCUGCUCAGGAAUCUUAGACGUUGGGGGUCGCGACGCCUGCCAUGGGGAUUCAGGCGGGCCUAUGUACUUGGGACAAAUUGUAGUUGGCAUAAUUUCAGGAGGCUACAGCUGUGCUAACGGUACUUAUCCGGGGAUAAGUACUGCUGUAGCUUCGUAUACGGAUUGGAUAGUUGACACUGUUUAUAAUUGGCCUUAUUAG